CGAUGGCUCGGGAGAACGAGGCGAUGGCGGCGGAGAUUGCUCGAAUCAAGGCGCAGAUGGCGGUUUUCGAGUCUCUCAGGAACACGGAUCGCGGCGCGUACGAGGGGCCGGGCCGAUUGACGAGCACGGCGGUGGCGCCGUACAGGCGCCAAGGGUACGAGCGCAGGGCGGCGCUCGCGGAGGAACGAAGAAAAGAGGCGCUGAACGCGGCGGCGGCGAAAAAGGCGAAAGAGUCGCGUCAAUCUGACCGGGAGCUGGAGCGAACGAGGCGACGGGCGCCGUGGUCCUGCGCGGCGGACGCCGGGCCCGCGGCGCGCUACAUGGCCGCGGGGGGUGCCGACAGGGGUGCCGACAGGGGUGCCGACGGGGGUGCCGACGGGGGUGCCGACGACCCGAACCUACCCGCGGGCGCCGCGAAACUCGCGGAGAAGCUCGCCGGGUCCACGUGGAGCGGAUUUUACCGACGUCACGAGCGCGCCAUCGUCGAAGCGGUCGCGGGCUCGAAUCCCGCUCGGGGCGUCGGCGCGUCCGCCGCGACGCACGCCAAGGCGCGCGCCGCCGUUCUCGACGUGGGCGCCGCGGGCGGGACGCCGACGCACGUUUUCCGCGGACCCCCGCCGCCUCCGAGACCCGCCGCCGCCGUCGCCGGCGCCAUGUUCAAGACCGACGUGUCAUCCGACGUGGCAUCCGACGUGGCACCGACAUGGGAGCGCGAGGACGACGACGACGGGCGCGUCGGGCACCGCGAAGACGAGCCGCCCCCGCUGCCGCCCGAGCGCGAGGCGCAGAUCGCGCGCCUCCUGAACGACGCGGGGGGAAAAGAAAAAGAGCCCAGUCUGUCCAAGUUCGGCCCGAGGCACCCGGCGCGGGGGCGAAAAGUCGGCACCCUUCCCGUCCCCGUCCCGGCGCGCGACGAUCCCCGGACGCGCGCCCCGCUCGUCCCGGCGCUGGACCUCAACGUGAUCGACGGGCGCUCUUCGCGGGGCGGUACCUCUCCCGACGACGGGGGGGAUGCCGGUUUGGACCGAGAAACGUCAUCGCCGGGAAAUAUUACGCGCACGAGGAUACCGGUCGCGGACGUCGACGACGAGGGAUUUGACGACGACGGACCGGUGCCGAGGCUGGACCUGCGCGGGCUGACAAAAACGGCCGGAAGAAACGGCCGGGCGCGCGAGGACCGAAACCAAAACCAAAACGAAAACGCGGCGCGGCCGAGCCGACUGCGGCGAACGACCACGGUGCGCGCGAGGAUCGCCGCCGACUGGGACACCGACGACCUCGACGCGUGAUGACGCGCGGGACGGUACAAAGGCGGGCGUCGUCCGAACGUGUCGUCCGAUGGAGACGCCGUGUUACUUAAGUUUUGUCUCUAACUCGGUGUUACCGUCGUCAGUCGACUCG
Messenger RNA from Micromonas commoda, 1401 nucleotides. RefSeq lists its product with no specific name. Bases 24 to 1289 code for a protein of 421 amino acids. The transcript has a single exon. The record is from RefSeq and is a predicted model, not a curated record. NCBI's taxonomy places the organism in Eukaryota, Viridiplantae, Chlorophyta, Mamiellophyceae, Mamiellales, Mamiellaceae.